Molecule: messenger RNA, 1080 nt
Organism: Nerophis lumbriciformis (worm pipefish)
Lineage: Eukaryota; Metazoa; Chordata; Actinopteri; Syngnathiformes; Syngnathidae
Source: RefSeq, a predicted model, not a curated record
AUGGCGCCCUCUCAUACACUGAGGUGCUGCAAACGGGCUCUUAACUGGAUACCGGUCUUGUUUAUUAACCUGGUCGUGGGCUGGUCUUACUACGCUUAUGUCGUGGAGCUUUGUGUUUAUACAAUCACAAACAAUGCAGAGCGAAUCAGCUACCUGGUCAUCUUCCACAUUUUCUUCUUCAUGUUUAUAUGGUCAUACUGGAAGACUAUCUGCACCAAACCAGCGGAACCAUCAAAAGUGAGCUGUCAUUUCUUGUACCCACAGUUUGCCCUCCCGAGAGCAGAGCGAGAACUGUUUGAAAGAGAGGAGCAAGCGGAGAUGCAACAGGAAAUUCUGAAGAAGGUGGCGAGGAAUUUGCCCGUGUACACACGCACGGCAGGAGGAGCCAUCCGAUACUGCGGAUUCUGCCAGGUAAUCAAACCUGACCGCUGUCAUCACUGUUCCACGUGCGAGAUGUGUGUUCUCAAAAUGGACCAUCACUGUCCCUGGGUGAAUAACUGUGUCGGUUUCUCAAACUACAAGUUUUUUGUCUUGUUUUUGGCUUACGCUUCACUCUACUGUGGAGUUAUUUGCGCUACUGUUGUCCAGUACUUCAUCAAAUUCUGGUCUAAACAUCUUCCCAACACGCACGCCAAAUUCCACAUCUUGUUUUUGUUCUUUGUGGCGGCGCUGUUCUUUAUCAGCAUCCUGUCACUCUUCAGCUACCAUCUCUGGCUCGUAGGCAAGAACAGGACCACCAUAGAGGCUUUCAGAGCUCCAGUGUUUGUGAAAGGUCCAGACAAGAAUGGAUUUUCUCUCGGCUUCAAGCGGAACAUCGCCGAGGUGUUUGGGGAUGAAGCCAAGCGCUUUAUAUUUCCUGUUUUUUCCAGCCUAGGGGACGGCUAUUCAUUCGGAACCAGACUGUUGCACAUAGAUCCUGAACAGGCAAACGGCGUCCUGCAACAAAAUGGCAAAAGUCUUUCUAAUGAGGAAAUACACCCUAACUCAUUGGGAGACAAUACGCAACACAAGGUGGAUGAUGACAAAGCUGAGAAUGGAGGAGUCCAGAUAGUGUCUGUGGUCAUGGAGAACGAGCCAUAG